Molecule: messenger RNA, 2690 nt
Organism: Cavia porcellus (domestic guinea pig)
Lineage: Eukaryota; Metazoa; Chordata; Mammalia; Rodentia; Caviidae
Gene: Saxo2
Product: stabilizer of axonemal microtubules 2
Exons: 4
Coding region: 195-1469 (424 amino acids)
Cellular component (GO): sperm flagellum; centriole; cytoskeleton
Molecular function (GO): microtubule binding
Source: RefSeq, a predicted model, not a curated record
GCCGCCGGAAGUGGGCGUGGCGUCCUUCUCUGGGCUCCAGUGGUCGCCAUGACAACCCUGCGUUGUAGUAGCGGAGAGGCGUAGAGCGAAAGCUGGGAGCCGGGAGCCUGAGGAGUCGUUGUCUAUGUCAGAUCUGCACCUGCGGGCGACAUCGUUGUCCGCGUGGAACCACAAGGAUUUAUGAAAAUUCUGGAAUGUACUGGCCCACAACUGAAUAUUCAGAAAAAUACCCCAUGUAUGGCAAAGUUCUUCCACCAUGGAGUCUUAAACCCAAGCAAGAAAUUCGAGCAUGUUGUGGUAAAAUGGAAGGAAUAACUACAUUUAAGUCAGAUUAUCGUCCUUAUGAGCUAGUAAGACAACCUCGCCACAUACCAGAAGAAUAUAAACCAAAACAAGGGAAGAUUGAUUUUGACACUACCUACAAACAAGACUUUAAUUCUUACAAAGUGCAGCCUGUGGUGAUACUUCGGCCUUUGGAAAGGCAACAAGUUAAAAAAGGAAAGCUUGACACUAUCCCAACCUAUAAAGAUGAUUAUAGAUCUUGGGACAUUCAAAAAAGUGAAUCUUGUAAACCAGAACAAACUUACCAUCCCCCAACUGUGAAAUUUGGAAACUCAACUACAUUUCAGGAUGACUAUGUUCCUCGGGAGACAAAGCCCAGAGAAAGCUUUAAGCCUUCUUCUGUGCCCAGACAUUCCACAGCCCCUUUUGAUGGUGAUACAAGUCAUCGCCUUGACUAUAUACCUCAUCAGCUAGAAGUCAAGUUUGCAAGGCCAAAAGAAGUUUACAAACCAACUAACCUCCCUUUUGAAAAUCUCACCACUCAUCGAAAUGACUUUCAAGGUCUUAUUGGUGAAACUGCAAAAAUCUGCAGACCAUCCUACACCAGAGUGACCCACAAUGGUCACUUUGAAGGAAGCACUGAAUUCCGUGAAAGUUUCCAACCAUGGGAAAUCCCACCACCUGAAGUCAAGAAGGCACCAGAGUACGUGCCCCCUACAGGAAGCAUGCAGUUACACAGCACAAGCCAUCUUGACUAUGUUCCUUAUCAGGCCAGCCGUGUUGUUCCCAUCAGGCCAAUUUCUCACAGAAAAAAUAAUUUUCCUUUCCAAGGAAAAAGCACCAUGAAGGAAGAUUUUCCAGCAUGGGAAACUUGUCGUCCAGGACUUAUUAAGCAAGAGCAGCAGAUUCCCAACCCAUCUGGAAAAUUUGAUGGUUUAAGCACUUCCAGAUCUCACUAUGUGCCACAUGAAUUGAUUCCAACCAAGAGCUGCAAACCUUUACAUGCUGCACUGAAGAGUUCUGUUCCAUUUGAUGAUGUCACCAUGUACACCAUAGAGUAUGCUCCAAAGAGACAGGAAAUCUGUCCAGCUAGUUAUCCUACUCCUCCAGGUUAUACAUUUGAAAAUACAAAUUUCCAAGGUCAUAAAUUCUUCCGCAAGAUCACUCCAGCAGUGAAGGCUUUCUAAUCAUCAAAUCAUGUUUGAAAGGAAGCUAACAAAGCAUUGGUUUCCAAAAGAAAUCUCAAAUAGUGAAAAAAAUAGGAGAGAUAUAUUUAGCAUUUUAAACUAAAUUGUAAAAUGUAUUAGAGAUCAGAAUUUAAAAUUGAUUUGGUAUUGAUAUCUUCAUCAAGAUUGUUUUUAAUGUGUAUUUCUGAAAAUUAUAUAUUCCUAUCUGAAAUAUUUUAAUACUUAACAUAUUGUUUGACAUCUUUGAUAAUGUACUCUUAAUCUAUUACCAUUUAUACUUUUGUUUAUAAUUAUGGUAAGUGUAUGAUUACCAGUUGUCAUUUAUCAAGCACAUUGGGGCUAUCUGGAGUAACACUGAAAACAAUACAAGUUCCUUUUCCAUGGUGAGAGGGGCUUGUUUUCCUAGGACUGCAGGUCACCUGUAGUGAUUUAUUUGAAGCUGCUGCUCCUCCCCAGUUUAUAGAGGUACUGCAUGUUGCCAAGGAGAAGCUCUACGCUGGGAAACAGUGGAUGGAAUUCAGGUUCCAGUACCAUGGGUUUCUGUUUGUGCCAUCUUCCAUAAGUGACUCCCAUCUGUGAGCCUCUGGGUCUUCGUGGGUAACAGGAUUCUUUUCCACAUUCCUCACACAGUGUUUGUUUUGAGUAUCAAAUCAAAUGAUGCACUUUAAUCCAUAAAAGCACAACUGUAAGAGACUGUUAAUAAUCACUCAAUAACUUUUUGUACCUUAUUUGUCCUUUCAAUUUAGGGUAAUUUUAUUUAGGAAGUCUGACAGCUCUGAAGAAGUCUUCAGAGUAAAUUGGGUGACUGUGCUACACCUGGAUUCACUGUUCAAAAGUAGACCUAGGCCCAGUAUGGGACACAAUCAACCCACUCACCACUUGCAGCAAAAGGGUAAAUGCUAAAAUGGGAGGAAAGGAGAGAAGCAGCGGUGACAGAUUACACUUUGAAAGGCUGGCAAUUUCCUAAGGAAUUACACUGUUAUUGGGAGUUUUUAUAAAUAGUGGCUGCUUUAUGGAAGAAUACAUACAGUUUAUUUUAGCAUAAAGUGAACUUUAGUCUUAUAGCUUUAUGAUUAUUUCAAUAUAUAUACUUUAUCAAUAAUAAAUUAAUAAAUAUUUGGUUAACAUUUCUGAUUGUUUGAAAGUAAUUUGUCUCUACAUUUACAUUUAUUAGCUUUAUGUUUAUAUUUAUAUGCAUUAUUAAUAAAAUAUCAAUAAAAA